This is a messenger RNA of Sapajus apella (tufted capuchin), 8165 nucleotides long. It is a transcript of the gene SNED1, whose product is annotated as sushi, nidogen and EGF like domains 1. The coding region runs from base 211 to 4473 and encodes 1420 amino acids. Gene Ontology annotation, cellular component: plasma membrane; protein-containing complex. Gene Ontology annotation, biological process: establishment or maintenance of epithelial cell apical/basal polarity; cell-matrix adhesion; heterophilic cell-cell adhesion. Gene Ontology annotation, molecular function: calcium ion binding; protein binding. Lineage: Eukaryota; Metazoa; Chordata; Mammalia; Primates; Cebidae. The record is from RefSeq and is a predicted model, not a curated record. The transcript is spliced from 32 exons.
AACGCGCUCCCGCCGGCGCCUUCCUCCGCGGAGCGGCAGCGAGAGCGCGGCCCGGCCGAGCGGGCGCAGAACGCGGAGCCCCCGACGGCGCGGCCACCCGGCCCCCGCCCCGCGCCCCCCGCGCCCCCCGCGCGCCCCGCACCCCGCGCGCAGCCUCGGCCCCGGCGCCCCCUCCCCGCCCUCCCCGCCCCGUCCCGCGCUCACCCCGCGAUGCGGCUCGGCGUCGUCUGGGCGCUGCUGGCGGCCGCGGCCCUGGGGCUCGGGGCGCGCGGGGUGCGCGGCGCGGUGGCGCUCGCCGACUUCUACCCGUUCGGCGCGGAGCGCGGCGACGCCGUCACCCCCAAGCAGGACGACGGCGGCUCGGGGCUGCGGCCGCUCUCGGGGCCCUUCCCGUUCUUCGGCGCGCGGCACUCCGGGCUCUUCGUAAACAACAACGGGAUCAUCUCCUUCCUGAAGGAGGUUUCUCAGUUCACCCCGGUGGCCUUCCCCAUCGCCAAGGACCGCUGUGUGGUGGCGGCCUUCUGGGCAGACGUGGACAACCGGCGUGCAGGCGACGUGUACUACCGGGAAGCCACCGACCCAGCCACGCUGCGCCAAGCCACGGAGGAUGUCAGGCGCUACUUCCCCGAGCUCCCGGACUUCUCUGCCACCUGGGUUUUUGUUGCCACCUGGUACCGAGUGACCUUCUUUGGCGGCAGUUCUUCAUCCCCCGUCAACACGUUCCAGACGGUGCUCAUCACAGACGGCAGGCUCUCCUUCACCAUCUUCAACUACGAGUCCAUCACGUGGACCACAGGCACACACGCCAGCAGCGGGGGCAACGCCACCGGCCUGGGGGGCAUCGCAGCGCAGGCUGGCUUCAACGCGGGCGACGGCCAGCGCUACUUCAGUAUCCCUGGCUCGCGCACGGCGGACAUGGCCGACGUGGAGACCACCACCAAUGUGGGCGUGCCCGGGCGCUGGGCGUUCAGAAUCGAUGAUGCCCAGGUGCGCGUGGGGGGCUGCGCCCAUACAACCUCCGUGUGCCUGGCCCUGCGCCCCUGCCUCAACGGCGGCAAGUGCAUUGACGACUGCGUCACGGGCAACCCCUCCUACACCUGCUCCUGCCUCUCGGGCUUCACUGGGCGGAGGUGCCACCUGGACGUGAACGAAUGCGCCUCCCAGCCCUGUCAGAACGGCGGCACCUGCGCUCACGGCAUCAACAGCUUCAGCUGCCAGUGCCCGGCCGGCUUUGGGGGACCUACCUGUGAGACAGCCCAGUCCCCCUGUGACACCAAAGAGUGUCACAAUGGUGGCCAGUGCCGGGUGGAGAGGGGCUCUGCAGUGUGCGUGUGCCAGGCUGGAUAUACCGGAGCCGCCUGCGAGACAGAUGUGGAUGACUGCAGCUCUGAGCCCUGCCUGAAUGGAGGCUCCUGUGUCGACCUCGUGGGGAAUUACACCUGCUUGUGCGCAGAGCCCUUCACGGGACCUCACUGCGAGACAGGAGACCGCCCAGUUCCCAACGCCUGCCUCUCGGCCCCUUGCCACAAUGGGGGCACCUGUGUGCAUGCGGACCAGGGCUACGUGUGCGAGUGCCCCGAAGGCUUCAUGGGCCUGGACUGCAGGGAGAGAACCUCCAGUGGCUGUGAGUGCCACAACGGAGGCAGUUGCAUGGGCACCAACACCACCCUCUGCCAGUGUCCCCUGGGAUUCUUUGGGCUCCUCUGUGAAUUUGAAAUCACAGCCAUGCCCUGCAACAUGAACACACAGUGCCCAGAUGGGGGCUACUGCAUGGAGCACAGCGGGAGGUACCUGUGCGUCUGCCACACCGACCACAAUGCCAGCCACUCCCUGCCAUCACCCUGCGACUCGGACCCCUGCUUCAACGGAGGCUCCUGCGACGCCCAUGACGACUCCUACACCUGCGAGUGCCCGCGCGGGUUCCACGGGAAGCACUGCGAGAAAGCCCAGCCACAUCUGUGCAGCUCAGGGCCCUGCCGGAACGGGGGCACGUGCAAGGAGGCGGGCAGUGAGUACCACUGCAGCUGCCCCUACCGCUUCACCGGGAGGCACUGUGAGAUAGGGAAGCCAGACUCGUGUGCCUCUGGCCCCUGUCACAACGGUGGCACCUGCUUCCACUACAUUGGCAAAUACAAAUGUGACUGUCCCCCAGGCUUCUCCGGGCGGCACUGUGAGAUAGGACCCUCCUGCAUUCUGGCAGCCCCAUCCCCCUGCUUCCGGAGCCCGUGUGUGAAUGGGGGCACCUGUGAGGACCGAGGCGCGGACUUCUUCUGCCACUGCCAAGCUGGGUACAUGGGACGCCGGUGCCAGGCAGAGGUGGACUGCGGCCCCCCGGAGGAGGUGAAGCACGCCACGCUGCGCUUCGACGGCACGCGGCUGGGCGCCAUGGCCCUGUAUGCAUGUGACCGCGGCUACAGCCUGAGCACCCCCAGCCGCAUCCGGGUCUGCCAGCCACAGGGUGUCUGGAGUGAGCCUCCCCAGUGCCUCGAAAUUGACGAGUGCCGGUCGCAGCCGUGCCUGCACGGAGGCUCUUGCCAGGACCGCGUCGCCGGGUACCUGUGCCUCUGCAGCGCUGGCUAUGACGGUGCCCACUGCGAGCUGGAGAGGGAUGAGUGCCGAGCUCAGCCCUGCAGAAAUGGAGGCUCCUGCAGGAACCUCCCAGGGGCCUUUGUCUGCCAGUGCCCUGCAGGCUUCGCUGGAGUCCGCUGUGAGACAGAGGUGGAUGCCUGCGACUCCAGCCCCUGCCAGCACGGAGGCCGGUGUGAGAGCGGCGGCGGGGCCUACCUGUGCGUCUGCCCGGAGGGCUUCUUCGGCUACCACUGCGAGACAGUGAGCGACCCCUGCUUCUCCAGCCCCUGUGGGGGCCGCGGCUACUGCCUGGUCACCAACGGCUCCCACAGCUGCACCUGCAAAGUGGGCUACACGGGCCAGGACUGCGCCAAAGAGCUCCUCCCACCGACGGCCCUCAAGAUGGACAGGGUGGAGGAGAGUGGGGUCUCCAUCUCCUGGAACCCGCCCAACGGCCCAGCGGUCAGGCAGAUGCUGGACGGCUAUGCGGUGACGUACGUCUCCUCCGACGGCGCCUACCGCCGCACGGACUUUGUGGACAGGAGCCGCUCCUCACACCAGCUCCGGGCCCUGGGGGCCGGCAAGGCCUACAACAUCUCCGUCUUCUCGGUCAAGCGUAACACCAACAACAAGAAUGACAUCAGCAGGCCUGCGCUGCUGCUGGCCCGCACGCGACCCCGCCCUGUGGACAGCUUCGAGGUCACCAAUGUGACGGCCAGCACCAUCUCGGUGCAGUGGGCCCUGCACAGGAUCCACCACGCCACAGUCAGUGGGGUCCGCGUGUCCAUCCGCCACCCUGAGGCCCUCGAGGACCAGGCCACCGAUGUGGACAGGAGUGUGGACAGGUUCACCUUUGGGGCCCUGCUGCCCGGGAGGAGGUACACCAUCCAGCUGGCCACCCUCAGUGGGCUCAGAGGAGAGGAGCACCCCACGGAGAGCCUGGCCACUGCACCAGCACAUGUGUGGACCCGGCCCCUGCCUCCAGCAAACCUGACGGCCGCCCGAGUCACGGCCACCUCUGCCCACGUGGUCUGGGACGCCCCGACUCCAGGCAGCCUGCUGGAGGCUUACGUCAUCAAUGUGACCACCAGCCAGAGCGCCAAGAGCCGCUACGUCCCCAGUGGGAAGCUGGUGUCCUACACACUGCGGGACCUGCUGCCGGGGCAGCGGUACCAGCUGUCCGUGACGGCGGUGCAGAGCACGGAGCAGGGGCCGCUGCACAGCGAGCCCGCGCACCUGUACAUCAUCACCUCCCCCAGCGAUGACACCGACAGGCGCUGGCACCAGGGAGGCCACCACCCUCGGGUGCUCAGGAACAGACCGCCCCCAGCACGCCUGCCGGAACUGCGCCUACUCAAUGACCACAGUGCCCCCGAGGCCCCCACCCAGCCCCCCAGGUUCUCGGAGCUUGUGGACGGCAGAGGAAGAGUGAGCGCCAGGUUCGGCGGCUCCCCCAGCAAAGCAGCUGCCGUGAGACCACAGCCCACAGCCAUGGCGCCGCUCAAGAACACGGAGGAAGCCCCCAAGCAGGGCAGCCUGGCCCUCCAGCUCCCUGAACACGGCGACAGGGACAUGGAAAACACCCCUGGGAACUGUUCGGAAAACCCCUGUCAGAACGGAGGUACCUGUGUACCCGGCACGGACGCCCACAGCUGUGACUGCGGGCCAGGGUUCAAAGGCAGACGCUGUGAGCUGGCCUGUAUAAAGGUGUCCCGCCCCUGCACAAGGCUGUUCUCCGAGACCAAGUCCUUUCCCGUCUGGGAGGGAGGCGUCUGUCACCACGUGCAUAAACGAGUCUACAGAGUUCACCAAGACAUCUGCUUCAAAGAGAGCUGUGAAAGCACAAGCGUCAGGAAAGCCCCAAACAGGAAACAAAGUAAGAGUCAGACACUGGAGAAAUCUUAAGGAUUUAAGACGUUCUUGUUACACCCCACCAACCUCAAAAGUUUCUAAAACCCAGGAAGAUGAGGUCUCAAAACUGGAUGAGAUAGGACACCCUGAGAGAAAAGGUCCUAGCUGGAGUCAGUCCCCUCUGUGACCAUCCUCCUCAGGCCUCUGGAAGAAGAUGGCCAGGCCUGUGCGCACCAGCCCGCCCUGAGACCCGGCUCCGGGACCAGCCAUCUAUGAGUCCUGCGAAGCAUUUCAGCGGCCUGUGCUCUCACCGGGGCUGCCGUUCCUGAAGGUGUGGUCCACGCCUCUGCGGAUCAGAUGGCAGCCACCGUUCCCCAGGAUCAGCGAGGUUGUCAGCCACACUCUGCAGUACUCAGAAACCUGUUCUUUGACUCCAAAGCCAGAGAAAGAAUUCUCCCUUUGAGGCCUAACAAAUUGAGAAGGAACCAUGAUGGACUGCUUCCAAAACAGGUGGGGCAGGGGCCAAAAAGCAGAAACCAGGUGGUGCUGGAAGGAAGGCUGAGGUAGAGACGCAGCCACCCUGCUCUGCUCCUCCAGCGUGUGUCUGACGCUCGUGCAGGGUGAUGAGCCAUCGUACGGACCAGCAGAGGAAAUGUUAACAUAAGGUGGAGUUCAGACACUUUUCAUCUAUAGUGGGGCUGGCAGCCUUUCUCUGUAAAGGGUCAGACAGUAAAUAUUUUCAGCUUUGCAGACCAGAGGUCCCUGUGGCCACAGCAGCAGACACAGCCACAGGCAUGUAAUUGAAUGGCUGUCUUCCAAUAAAAAUCUACUUACAAUAACAGGCAAUGGCCAAGUUGGCCCAUGGGCCAUAUUUGUUGAACCCUGUCCUAUGAGAUCAUCUCAGCCUUAAACAGUGGAAGCCAUCCCCUGAAUGACAAGUCACAAAGGCAUCAAAGACCCCUGAAUGUUCAUGGAAAAAAGCGAUCCAGCCCCCUACUUGGAAAGCUGAGGCACACAGCCACAAAGCAGCAAGGACUCCGCACAAGUCUCAGCGCAGCAGGGACGGGCUCCUGGGCUGGCUGCACAGUAAGUCCCUUCAGUCCAUGACUCUAGAAAUGCCGUGUCAGGCUUUCAGGUAGUCAGCACGAUCUUAGACUUCCACAUCUUCACAAGCAGGACAGUGCAUCACCUCACCACAUCUGCUUCCCGCCAUGCUUCUGGGCAGCUGUCUUCCCCCUGCUGAUGUUACAAGCAAAGAAGCCAGUCCCACCUCCUCGCAUGCUGAGCCUCGUGAGAGCUGACCUAGCUGGAAAGCAAGCACCCUGCCGCGUCUCCCUGCCUCUGCUCAGAACCAGCAUUCCAGCCACAAAGAGGGCCUCCUUCCUUUUGUCUUUUAAAAUCAUGUUUUUUUAAGAGUUAGAGUAUAUUUUAGGCUUUUUAUCUUUAUUAAAAUUUCAUGUGCAUCUGUCUGUGUAUUCUGCAGUCUGUCAUUUUCAGAAAGAAGGAACAGGCAAUUUGAGACACUUCACCUGUACUCCCAAAAUGUUCCCCAGUCUCCAGACCCACUUGAGAACAGAAGGCAGAGCUCAAUGCAGGGUCUCCAGCGCAGCGAAGGGUCACUGGGUGAACUGAGAGAAAACCACGUACACAAACACGUACUGCUGACUUCCUGCAGCCCUGGGACCCGUCACUGUUCAUCCAUGUAAGCUCCAGCAUUCCUAGCAGAUGCUAAGAUCGAGUGAUAUCACUGGAAAAGUAGGUGAAUCUUUCUACUCCCUACUAGGACCUCAAGCCCCUCAGCCACACAGCAAAUGCUAACAUGCUCCAAGUGUCAGCUUGGAAGGCAUUGUGUCAACGAGAACUGGCUCCUGAGUCCCAAGGCUUGGUGCUGUGCUGUCACAGGACUCGCCCAUGGGCAUGUUUUACACAUUAAAUAUCUAGUAAAAAGACUUCCUGGUGCUCAGGAACGACAGUUGAUUCUUGAAACAUUCCAAAGAGACCACCACAGCGUUUCUCACAUGGCUCCUUUUAAAAACUCUUAACAGCUUCCUUGAAAAUACUCAAAGUCCACCCAAGGAAAUGGUAAUAGUAGAGUCAGAAAGUUGUCAGGAGCAUAAAGAUUUAUUUCUGUAUCAGAAUGAAAGCAGCAGUCAUGAGUUGCUGAAUUACCCAUUUGCUAAUGAAACUGGGAUGUACUGAUCAUUUAACUGAGUACAGAUUGAGGAUUCUACUUAAUCCUCCCGUUGGGCACAAGAACAACAGCCUAGGUUCCAGGACAAGUGGCAGUGACUGGGAUGCCACAACCGAAGAGAAAAUGGAAACACUGGCACAGUGAAAUGUCUUCAUUUCCAGUUCUGCCUAUGGCCAGCAAGGCAAGACAAACUCCCCCUUUCCCCACGGCAUGUGAGCUGCCAGGUACAGGUAAGGGAAUCUUUGCUGUGCCCACUGUCCUCCAGUGGAGAACCCAGCAGGCAAGGGCUCCAAUCGAGUGCCAGCUCACCUGCACCUCCCCUCAGCAGGAACGCCUUCCACUGGCAGUGGACUGCCACUGCAUCUGACUCAAGCUGUGGUGAUGUGGAGGGAGUCACUGAGCUGCUUCUCUUUUGCAAAACAAAAGGCUUUUUCUUUGCAGUCAUACUCCAAGAGGAGGCUGCUGGAGAAGACAAAAGCACCCAGACUUCAGUGCUGAAUCCCCACAACAGCAUGUAGCUCACAUCUACCAAGGGGAUUCCAGUGCAUAGGGAAAAGGAGCCCUGCUGAAAACCCAGCUAUUUAUUUCUCUUUUAAAUAAAAUAAUACAACUAUUCUAAGUCCAUUUACAAUCUGAAGUUGUCACGAGUGAACCGUCACAUUACUGUAUUAGACCAGGCCUUAGAUCAGUUUCUCAGGCUCAGCACUGCCCUUUUGGGCUGGUUCAUUCUCUUGUGGGGGCCAUCCUGAGCACUGUAGGGUGUUUCACAGCAUCCCCGGCUUCCACCCACAGGAAUCCUAGAAUCUAACAGAUCCUAGAAUCUAGUCGCUCCUAGAAUGCUACCAAGGAGACUGGAAUUUUGCUCCCAUCACCAAAAAUGCUUUCUGCAACAAUCCUAUCAGUUUCCCCUAAGGGCUAACUGGAAUGUUCUAGGAUGUACCGGUCCUCCAGGAUCCUCUUAAAACUCAUGCCAUCAGAGACAGGCCUCUACCUCAGGGAGCACCCCUGGCUUAGAUCAAAUUCCUCUUCUCUGUUCCCAGCAUUUCAGAUUGUUCUUUGUUCUCAGUGCCCUAAGGUGACACCCCCACCUUGGAGGUCCUGGAGCACCCCCUGUGGCCCUGGCUCCAGCCCACCUGCCCCAUGACCCUAUCCCUUUCUGUGGUUCUCAAAGCCCAUCUGUAACCCGGCAGGGGAGGCGACUGUCCGGGACCAUUCCCCAGCCUCCACCCGCCUCAGCACUCUCCAGGCCAGCACAGAGGUGCUGCAGACCACAGGUCCGGAGACACCAGGCCUGGAGGUGACCGACCACUGGCCAAGAGCUGGCAUAAAAGCCAACUUCCCCAAACAGGAAGGGUUGUCAUUCACAAAGAUAAAACUGCCACAAUGUUUUGCUGGUCUUGAGAUGCUGUGCAAAUUAACCAGCACAUCACGAAUCACUGCUGCACGCUGAGUGCCAUUAUGAAACAAUAUACUUUUGGAUUAAAAACAAAUAUUUUUGUGGAAAACCUGCUACAUGUUUUCAUAAAAUAAAGUGCUAUGAUGUACUAAAACCUCA